AUUUAAAAUGAGAAGGGUCUCAUUUCAGAGAGUCACCAAAGAACACAAUUUUUUGGCUUAUACAGAAGUUUGAAGCCCAAAAUAUAUUUUGAUACAUACAGUCCCAAAACAAAUGAUUGUCUCUUCAAACUGAUGACAAAAGGAGCACAUAGGGGAAAUACUAUUAUUACAUUUAGCAAGUUUAUAAUUAACUGGGUAGCAAUUGUGAAUAAUUUUAAUACAGACUUAAAUAACUUUAUUAGAAUUUUUUGUUGUUGUUGUUUUUUUUUUUUUUUUUUUUGAUGAAGAAGCCAGAAAUCUUCCUAUCAUGAAUUUUUUUAUUCCAAAAGCUUAUACAAGCAGGUAAAGAAAUCUGAGCUCUGUUAAAUAUUUCAAGAAGCAGUGUUUCUAAAUAGCCCAUCACCACAACCAUCAUCAUCCACCUCGAACGGGGAACCCAUAAUGCCGGGGGGCGGGAAAUGUGACGUCACCCGGAAACAUUUUCAAAACAACAGCUAGAGCUAUCAUGCUAUAGUUCUGCAUGGGCAGUGCCUUUUAACUGUACAUCACUCAAAAUGUCAGAAAACAAAAGCGUACAGCAGUGGUCUUCAGAAGAAACCAGCGUGCUGCUCGCGAUAUGGUCUUCCUCAGAGAUCCAGGAGAAACUGGAGAGCUCGAAAAGGAAGAAAAGAGUGUAUGACGAAAUAAGCCAAGAAAUGCUGCACGGCGGCUUCAUUCGCUCGACCGACCAAAUAAUAAACAAAUUAAAGAAGCUUAGGAAGGAGUACAGGGACCAGAAAAGGAAACCAAGUAAGCGCGGCAGUGGACUUAACAAUAAAACCUUUGACCACGACGUUAUGGAGACUGUGCUAGGACACCGACCAGCCAGUCAACUGAACGGGGCCUUGAAUUCAGCGACGGCCACACUCGAGACAAACGAUGACUCGCCCGUGUUCUCUGUAGCGGAUCUAGGUAGCAGAAUAUCCGAGUGCAAAACUGCACAGCAGUGGUCUUCAGAGGAAACCAGUGCGCUGCUUGCGAUAUGGUCUUCCACAGAGAUCCAGGAGAGAUUGGAGAGCUCGAAAAGAAAGAAAAGAGUGUAUGACGACAUAUGCCAAGAAAUGGUAAAAGUUGGAUUUACCCGUACAACUGACCAAAUCAUAAACAAACUAAAAAAACUUAAGAAGGAGUUCAGGGACCAAAAGAAGGAGCCAAAUAAAAACAGCAGCCUACUGAGCAAUAAAACAUCCAACCAUGACGUUAUGGAUGCUGUGCUGGAACACCUACCAACGAGUCAAUUUACUGAGGCAUUAAAUUCAGCGACCGCCAUGCUCGAAUCAAAUGCUGAAUCUCUGUCUUCUGCAGCUGAUCUUGACUGUUCAGUCAACGAGGUGCUGGACCAAGCUGAAUCGUCCUUAAACUCUUCUCAAACCCAAACAAGAAAGCCUCUGGGAACAACUAGAAUCAAGAAGAGAGAUUCAAAUCAGGAGCUGCUGGAAUACUUGCAAACUGCUGAUGAACGGUUUAUGGCACACGCCAAAGAACUUAAUACUGCCAUUCUUAAUAAAAUGGAUGAAGCUACAAAUUCUAUGCUGGGAUUAUUGGGACGCAUGGUGGCGCUAAUGGAGGGACAGCAGGGAAACAAGCCAUGAAUGCUUUUGCAUACUUUAUUCUCAUCUGCACACUUCUUACAUUUAAAGUCAAUGAAAAAUCAAAAUUGAAGAAGUUACUUUCUUAAUAUAUGUUCCUGCUUUUAUUUUGAAUUAUUAUUAUGUACAUGUUAUUACAGAAAAAAAACAUUUUUUUUAAUCUGUCAUCAAAAAAAGUUUCUCUACCCCUGAAAUUACUUUCCUCUUUGACAUCACCAACUCCUCCCCUCCAACCACCUGUCAUAUAGAGACCAUAGUGUAGCAAACUACCAGAGGUGCAUUUUUAACUGUUUGUCUCCUAAAACCUUGUUCCCAAUUCCCAAACAGUCCUGGUUUCUGGCUCAGUGGAUUUUUUGCUCUGUGAAGUAGAAUGAACACAAAAUAUUGGCUGCCAGUGCUUUGCUCCAUCUAUGAAAAGCAUUUGAACGGGUGUGAAGUGAAAAUUUUGGGAUGCUCUGUUGGGGCCAGCAUCAAACCUUUCUUCGUGACUGAUUAAAUGGCCACACGUGGAAAACAACACUGUUGAUGUCAACAAGGGUUCAUCAUGCACCAUAAUGGAACCAACAGAUUAAGAAGACAAUGAAAAUGAAGUCCAUCCUGGUGUUGAAGGCAGCACAAGAGCUUGACCUGAGGCCCGUUUCAGAAAGAAGGUUUAGUGUAAACUCUGAGUAUGUAAACCCUGAAAUGAGGGAAACUCUGGGUUUUCUGUUUAAGAAUCGAAGGUAUCUCAAACCCGAGAAAGGGGGGUAAGUCAAGGCCAUUUUGAAAGCGGUAACUUUAGCCCCUUUCACACACAACGCAAACAUGUCCCGGGAUUGAUUCCGGAAUGGGGACCUAGUAACAUUGCUUGGAUCUGUCCCAGAAUGCGCUCUCCCUGUGUGAACAAAAGGCAGGACCAAUGCCGUAAGGGGUGUGUCGUAGUGAUGACACUGAAGCUGAGAUCAUUCACCAGCUUAGUGGAACGGUAUGCCAUGCGCUAGUUUAUGAUCGAAUCAGAAAACAAGAAUAAAAAUGCACAAGUGUGGUUUCUUGAGAGAGAAAUCGCAGAUCAACUUAAGAUGCUGCGGAGACAUUACACAUCACAUACUGAUGUCAUGUGUCUUUACGGGAUGUGUGAGAACGCACGCACAGAUUCCAGAAAGUCACUGGCAGUGUGAAUGAACCAAAAUCAAACGAUCCCGGGACAUAUUAUCAGUGUGUUUUCCUGAAUCUCUGUGUGAAAGGGGCUUAAUACUCAGAGUCAGUUACCAUUGUAACUUACUCUGUGAACUUAGGGAGCAGGUUUUCUUUGGUAAACCCUGAGUUUCUUUCAGUCUCCUCCCCCUUUUUAAAGCAUAAGCAGUAUAAAUACUUUAUUCAUUUACACUGCAAAAAAUGCUUUUCUUACCGAAAAACAAAUAUCUAAAAAUUCUUAAAUCAAGAUGCAUUUUUGAUAUAAGAAAAACUAAAGAUAUUUAGCAGGGGUGGGAAUCUUUAGUCACCUCACGAUCCGAUUACAAAACGAUUGUUGAUCUACUUUUUUUUUUUUUUUUUUUUCUCUUAUAAAGGAUUUUAAGGUUUUUAAGUCGGUAAACUAAAUAAUUAGUAUUUACAUAUCCUUACAUAAGUAAUUAUAAGUAGGUCUACUUUUUAAAAUAAUUACAAAUUGAAAAAAAUUAAACAAAUUAGAACAAUUGUAUGUUAAAUUGUAUGUUAAGAAUUUUAAACUAGGCCUAAUAUAACUUAAAACAUACAAGCAAGUCGCAAAUAAUAAAGAGGAGCAACGAAACAUAUUAUAAGCAAUAAACAGAGUGCUUUGAGUAUUUAAGAUUAUCUGAAUGUUCUCCUUCUCAUUUACUGUCGUUUGAUUGUUACCAGACAGCAGGAGAUCUAAUAAGUUGCAUUCACGCACGGAACUCUUUUGAAAUAUAAUAAGUAAUGCGGUUUGUCCUGUCCAUUUAAUCCCUUAAGACAAAACUGGCUGUGUUUACAUUAAUUUGCAAAAACCAUUUUGAGACAAACCUGUGCGUGAAGCCCACGAAUGUCGUUGUCAUUCGCUUCAACCUUUCCGAACUUUAUGAAAGAUUAUUUUACCUAAGGUUCGAGUGGUGUAUGUGUGUGAGGAAUUGGAAGCAAGCAGAAUACGGGUGUUUCUAAAGCACACUCAGCGUCAUCGCGUAUCUGAAUAAAAACUAUAAGCUCAGAAUCGUUUAAGAGAGAAUUGCGAUGCAUCGAUGGAUCAAUUUUUUUUUUUUUUUUUCUCCCACCCCUAAUAUUUAGUCUUGUUUCCUGGGGGGAAAAAAAUCUAAAUUAAAUGCAUUUUGCUUAAAACAGGUAAAAUUAUCUGCCAUUGGGGUAAGAAAAAUAAUAUUAAUGCAAACGGAAAACAAGGUUAUUUUUCUUACCCCAUUGGCAGAUCAUGUUUUAAGCAAAAUGCACUUAAUUUAGAUUUCUUUCCCCCCGGGAAACAAGACUAAAUAUCUUAUGUCAUUUUUCUUAUGAAGAAAAUGCAUCUUGAUUUAAUAAUUUUUAGAUAUUUUGACUGAAAACGAGACAAAAAUACAAAGACAAACAUUUUUUGCAGUGCAGUACAUUCAUUCAUUGCGCAUAUUUUCAUCAUGCAGAGACCGUCUCGGUGACAAAAAUGGCAUGUCUUUUCAUAGAGGAUCCUGUAGAUGAAGAAUACUGCAUUAAUUCGUAAGGAGUUACAUUUACAUCCGGAGAGGAUUUUAUUGUCAUCCCAAUGCAUUUUCAGUUGAUGCAUUGAUAGCAGGCAUAUUCCCAUCAUCGCCCCUUCUGAAAAUGAAACUGAUUACUGUAUGUCAGUAGGAGGUCCAUCCACAGUAUUGAACCAGGCUUAAGUCUGGCACAGUGUGGCGGGAAGACCUGAUCCACCCUGCAGAUUUCCAGGAUAGAAGGGUAGUCCAAGAUGUUAUAUGCCGUAACCAUCCACAAAUUAUUCACAAUUUAUUUGGUAAUCUUAUAAAUACAAAAGUUAUUAUUUUACUUGUUAGAUUUAAAAAUUCUUCCAAUACUUGGUACAAUUCUUCUGUGGCUAUGCAGGUCCUCCCCCAAUUUUGCAAGCCUCUGCCUUCUUUCUGUUGGCUGAGUAGAAGUCAAAUGUUAAUUUCAUUACCCUAAUUAAGAAAUGUAGAUUAGAGAACAUUUAAUUGUGUGAAAACAGCUUUAGACCGGAAAAAGGUGCUGCACAUUGAAAUAGACAUUGAAUGAUAUUUAGUUAUUUAAUAUGUCAAAUGUUUGUAAAGUCAGGUAGCCUACAACCAUGAGCCUUUUACACUUAAACCUCUACUUGAUUGAAUUGUUUUUAUACUUCAUUUUUAUCUGCUGCCACAUUCUUUUUUUUUUUUUUUUGCCCACAGAAUUGCACCUACAUGAAAAUGAAUAACUUGGCGAUCUGCCAGUUUUCACCUCUGAUAUUCUAACAGUGAUUAAAAAUUAAACUUAUGCAUUGACUCGAGUAGCAAUUUUCUCCCAAGCCAACUCUCUCCUUCGCUGCUGCAGCCGUGUUGCCUUUUUUCUAAAUAUAUGAUUGUAGUCGGCGUACACUUGCAGUAGCACUUCUAGUUCUACUGGGGAAAAGUAUGCGGACCUUUUUUUUCAGGAGCUGUUGCCAUGGUGAAUUAUAAUAUCGGAGCUCCAUUGAUCAUGGCUUUUCAUAGUUGUGGUACAUGAGUCAGUUGAACUAACUCAAUUAAGCUGUUCUGAAACCGAAAACUCAAGAGUUUCCCAUUUCAGGGUAAAUCAACUCAGAGUUCAAAUUUUAACUCAGAGUUGGUUGAAACUCUUUAUUGAAACAGGCCUCUGGUGCAAAGCAUUACUCUUGAAGGACUGAGGCCUCACCACCAGACUUCCUGGAUUAAAGGCUGUGAUAUUGCCCACUAUUGAACUUUGCUUCAAAGAACACAGCUAUCUUUUGCAUUCUAUAGCUUCUACAUGCAGACAUUGUCAUUUAUCUACAUUCUAGCUGUCAGCCUGUUGAGUCAGUUCCCUCAUCCAAAUCGUAUCCUUUUGUUGAAAAUGCUGUUAACUUUAAACAGUUGUUACAUUUGUUUAUUGUUUACACUUUUUUGUGCGUUGUUGCAUCAUUCUUUUGUGCCUAAAGUUGGCUUUUGUCUACUUGUUUGUACUUUAUUAAUCAGCACUUUUUACAUUUGAAAUUUUGCAAAUAAAAUACAUUUAUUGCAAUUCAUUUUUGUAAUAAAUCAAUAUACACUUCA
Molecule: messenger RNA, 5845 nt
Organism: Ctenopharyngodon idella (grass carp)
Lineage: Eukaryota; Metazoa; Chordata; Actinopteri; Cypriniformes; Xenocyprididae
Exons: 5
Coding region: 555-1631 (358 amino acids)
Source: RefSeq, a predicted model, not a curated record